UGGUGAAGCAAAGAGGCCGGCCGAGCACCUGUUGUGUUCCAUACACAGGUGCAUCUUUUUCUGCAGCGAUUGCUUUUUUACCUAUAGUGUAGUGUUUUGUUCGGAUCGGAAUAACACACUUCUUUUUCACGCUUCUAAUGAGCGCGUGAAUAUUGCGAAUGCACACGCGGCCAGUCUGACUCGGAUUCGACGGACGACAUUUGCGGUGAAUUGACGUAUUUUGCAGUUUCCCAACGCAGAUACUUUUAAUAUGGCAUGAUGGCUUCACACUACCACGGGCUGAGCCAGCACAUCACCUUUGAACAACUGCCCGACCCUUCGACCAGGUUCCAGUUGGAACAGGUGAUCGGAGAGGGCACCUAUGGCGAAGUCUUCUGCGCCAAGGAUCUCGACUCGGGCCAGCGGGUGGCCGUCAAGGUGCUCGAAAAUGUGGCCGACAACGUCGAGGAGAUUGAGGAGGAGUACCUGGUGCUCCGCGACCUCAGUCUGCACCCCAACAUCCCGCUCUUCCACGGCCUCUUCCUCAAAAGGGGCGCCACCCCUGAUGACGACCAACUGUGGUUCGCCAUGGAGCUGUGCGGCGGUGGUUCAGUGACUGACCUGGUGCAGGGCCUCAAGAAAAGAGGCCAAGCACUCACCACAGACCAGAUCGGAUACAUCCUUCACGAGACAGUCCAGGCUUUGCUGUACCUGCAUCAACACCAUUGCAUGCACAGAGAUGUAAAGGGUCACAACAUCCUGUUGACCAACGAGGCGUGCGUAAAAUUGGUCGACUUCGGCGUCUCCUCUCACCUGGGGGCCACCCUAGGCAGGAGGAGCACUUCUGUUGGUACUCCAUACUGGAUGGCACCAGAGGUCAUCGCAUGCGAGCAACAACUGGACGCUAGUUACGACGCUCGUUGUGACGUGUGGUCUUUAGGAGUCACGGCCAUUGAAUUGGCCGAGGGUGAUCCACCCCUUUCAGAGCUUCAUCCUAUGAGAGCUCUUUUCCAGAUUCCGAGGAAUCCGCCACCAGGUUUGCAGCACCCUGAGCAUUGGCACCCUGACUUGGCAGACUUCAUCUCCGAGAGCUUGAUCAAGGAUUUGGAGCAGAGACCGUUUGCCCGCGAACUUUUGGAACACCCCCUCAUCAAAAGGGGUGCGAUCUCCUCUUCACAGUCUCGCCACCAAUUGAAAGAGGAGAUUGACAAGCAGCGUGCUGAGGGCCGCGUAAUUCGCCAGCCCGAGGUCACGACCAAGCACGGAAAACUUAAAUCUGACCGCAAGUCUCGUCCCCAACAAAUGUAUAUGGAUGAUUUGGCCGCGUUGGACAAUCUGUCUGAGGACACCAUUGUCCAACAGCUGGAGAAGCGAUUCGACCAGCGCCAGAUUUACACCUACAUUGGAGAUAUCCUCGUCGCGGUCAACCCCUUUAAUGAACUCGGUCUCUACACCGAAAAGGAACAACGUCGUUACCGCGGCCAGGCGAGAUCAGAAAACCCACCACACAUUUUUGCGGUGGCCGAUGCGGCUUACCAAGCCCUUCUGCACCAGCGCCAAAACCAAGCCAUCGUCAUCAGUGGCGAGAGUGGCGCUGGCAAAACGGAGAGUGCAAAUUUGCUUUUGAAGCAGCUUGUCUUCCUUGGAAAGGCGCCAAACCGCAACCUGGAAGACCGAAUUCUUCAGGUUAAUCCUAUUAUGGAGGCUUUCGGAAAUGCCCAGACAGGAAUAAACGACAACUCCUCUCGGUUCGGCAAAUACCUGGACCUGACAAUGACCAAUAGUGGAAAAGUCACCGGAGCCAGAAUUUCCGUCUACCUCCUUGAGCAGUCCAGAGUGGUUCAACAGGCAACUGGCGAACGCAACUUCCACGUUUUCUACUACCUGUACGACGGUCUCGAGUGGGACGGACGCAUGAAGCGCUUCCACCUGGAUGUCCACCUGAGGGGCAGACACCGGUACCUGGCCGGCGACCGCCAAGACAAGGCCACCAAACAGAUCAACAUUGGUCGAUUCCAGCAGCUGAAGGAAGGAUUCAAGUUGCUCGGCUUCAAGGAGGAAGAGGUGGACGCCGUCUAUUGCAUUUUGGCCGCCAUCCUCCACCUGGGCGAUCUCGAAUUUGGAGAAAUCGCGUCCGACGACAACACUGACAAGAGCAGGGUCAUGGACCUCGCACCUCUCCAUAGAGUGUGUGCCCUUCUUGGAGUUGAGGCGUGCGACCUUCUGGAGGCGCUGACCUCCAACAGCGUGGUUACCAGGGGUGAAACUAUUACUAGAAAUAACACAGUCGCUGAGGCAAAUGCGGCCAGAGACGCGAUGGCCAAGGGUCUUUAUGGAAGGCUUUUCGACUGGAUAGUUAAUCAAAUUAACCGGUUGCUUGCCCUAAAUAGAUAUACAUGCAAAGAGCCUCUGGCCAUUGGUCUUUUGGAUAUUUUCGGGUUCGAGAACUUCUCCAAGAAUUCGUUUGAACAGCUCUGCAUUAAUGUUGCAAAUGAGCAAAUUCAGUAUUACUUUAAUCAACACAUUUUCACGUGGGAGCAACAGGAAUACAUGGCUGAGGGUAUUCCGGUGGAUCUCGUAGAGUUUUCAGACAAUAGGCCUGUCCUGGACAUGCUCCUUUCAAGGCCUAUGGGACUUUUGGCUCUUUUAGACGAGGAGAGCAGAUUCCCUCGAUCCAGUGAUUCUUCUCUUGUUUCCAAAUUCCACAACAAUGUGAAAAGUAAGUUCUAUGUGCGGCCAAAAAGCAACGCCCUGUGCUUUGCCAUUCACCACUACGCCGGCCGAGUGGUGUACCAGGCCGAAGGGUUCCUAGAAAAGAACAAAAACUUCCUUCCACCUGAAGUGAUUCAGCUGCUGCGCCAGAGCGAGGUGGACACGGUGCGCUUCCUCUUCCAAUGUCCGCUUACUAAGACGGGAAAUCUUUACUCAUCGGUCACUGGUCCUCCACCCUCUGGAGAAUUAAAUAACAACGCCAGGAACUUGACCCCUCCUGACCUGCCUUAUUCUGAUCACCACAACUCCAGAGAAAAAUUCAGCAGUCGAGGAUUGGCGUCUCAGUCCAGAGCACAGCAAACUGUGGCCACUUAUUUCAGAUAUUCACUCAUGGAUCUCCUUCAAAAAAUGGUGAGUGGCUAUCCACAAUUUGUCCGCUGCGUCAAGCCAAAUGACAGCCGCCGUCCUGGUGUGUUCGAUCGGGAAAAGAUCCUGAAGCAGCUGCGCUACACAGGCGUCAUGGAGACCAUCAGGAUCAGACAGCACGGCUUCUCCCAUCGUCUCACCUUCAGUGAAUUCCUGCGGAGGUACUACUUUUUGGCGUUCGGCUAUGACGAGCGCGUCGUCGCCAAUAGGGACACUUGCCGUCUUCUUCUGUUGAGACUUAAGUUGGACGGAUGGGCCCUGGGAAAGACCAAAGUUUUCCUCAAGUACUACCACGUCGAGUACCUCUCCAAGAUGUACGAGGAGCAGCUUCGGAAAAUCGUGUUGGUGCAAUCUUGCAUUCGCAGGUGGCUGGCUAAAAUUCGUUAUGACAAGAACAAGUGGAAGGUUGCCGCCAGUGUUCUUGUUUUGCAGAAGUACCUUAGAGGCUGGAAGGCCCGCAGAGAGGCUAAGAUGCUCAGAGAGGAGCGGAACAGGAAGAGGAGGGAAGAACUUCGAGAGCAAGUUCGAAGAGCCUCACAAGGCAGUCCGACAAAAGCAGCUGGUGCUUGGAUUCAAAACAAGUUGCUUUCGGUUAUGUCUCACGGUGACAAUGAGAAGGAGAACAAAAAGAAAGGGUCUAGCAAGAAGGACGAGGCUGCCACAGUCAUUCAAAGUCAUUAUCGAGGUUACACUGUUCGUCGCAAGUGGAGCGCCGAGGCCGAAGGUCGCGUGCGCAGAGUGCUCGCCUCCCACAACAACCCUAGGGACGCCCUGGUCGCCCUGCAGGAAGAGGGCCUGGACCACGAGGAAGCUGCCGAACUGGUGACGCGCCACUACCAUGGUUGGCGCCAACAGAAAUACCCGGCGCCUCCUCCACCACCUGCCUACCCUAAGGGCCAGCAGAAGAAAAACAAGGACCGGCAGGCUGAGCUGAUCGCGUUUUCGCAAAACGUUCACAUGGUCAACCAGGACGCCCACAAGUUCCUCCGAAGAAACAAACCCGGUGUUCGUCUCCAAGAGGUGACAGAACCCCCUGUUUCGUACCAAAGGCCACGUGGCUUCAACCUGAUUCCACACUUGAUCAACAAAGCAGACAACAGCGUCAAAAACAAGCAGAACAACCAUCUAUCCUACUACAACGCUCUCAAACAGGAAAUGAACAGAGCCUCCCCGGAGGAGGAGGAUAAAGAGGAGGAGGACGACGUUGACUGCUGGGAUGGACCCCUUCUGCAGCUGCAGCAGAAACUUAGGCCUAAGGCCAGAGGUCAGCCUGACGGAGUGGAUCUGCAGAAGCAGAGGCGCGAGAUGAUCGCGGCCAGUCAGUCACAGGCGCGUCUCAACGAGCGCAGAGAGUCCAACAUCCUCUCGGCUUGGCACAGUGCGCUUCCAGGCGAUAAAACCGACCGAGUGAAGCAUAUCGGCAAGCAGGUCAUCGACUCCGCCCUUAACCAAAGAAUCAAGGAGUUGCACCGACAGGACAGCAACAAUAGCCUGAUUCAAGUGGGCAACAGCUACGUAACUGACCCUCCAACAAUGAACAACAACAGGCAUACGCAGGCAAUGCAGUUCAGUCCUGCAUCCGAUCUCAGGAGGCUCCUCCGUCAAGGGGACAACACGCCAUCUUACCACGAAUCGGGAAGUGACGACAUCGGCCCAUACAAUUUCAAGCAACUUUUGCGGCCGACGGAAUACGCGCCGACCGAGUCACUGCGGAAACGCAAGGGUUUGGCGCACCUGAACCAAACAAGCCUUGAUGACGAGCCUGUCAUGCGGGCGCCGUCCAGUAAAAAUCCACAGGACUCGCCGACGAAACGCAGAGCUCGGCCGCCUGUUGACAUCCUUCGCCGGAAGUACUAGAGGCCAAUUUUCAUCAAAAUUCAUUAUGAUUUCAAAUCGAGAGUACCUUUUACCAAAAACGGUGUAAUUAAAAUCACUUUUUUAUGUUAGUUAACCACUAUUGUAGUCACACCAAUUGUUAAUGUAAGCUAACCCUAAACCAGUGCCGCCAGUUCCUUUUAAUUCAAAGAUUGAAUAAAAUUAAUGCUUCAACUUUUGCCUGAUUAAGAAGAAUUCAAAUUAAGAGGCUAGUCCUGUUGAAGAUAUGUGUUGUUGAAAACAAACUUGUUAAGUUUUAGUUGGUUUUUUUUAUUUAAUGAGUGUGAAGUUUUAAAGAUCAGUUUAUCAUUACUGGAUGUUAAAGAAGCUUAUAAUUUUUAUUAAAUGUGUGCAUGGAAAAGUGUUAAUGGGUGUGCAGCUUUGUAGCACUUUUUAUGGAGUAAAUUAUUGAUUAAUUCGGAGAUAUCCAAUGAGAGAAAAUAAUCAAAGUCAAGAGCGAUGAAGUUUUCAUGAUAUACCAUUCUAAAAGUGAUGCUAGAAUAAAUUUGUAACAAUAAAAAAGUCUUAAAUUUAGUGCAAUAUUACU
Messenger RNA from Neocloeon triangulifer, 5539 nucleotides. Its product is annotated as myosin-IIIb-like. Lineage: Eukaryota; Metazoa; Arthropoda; Insecta; Ephemeroptera; Baetidae. The record is from RefSeq and is a predicted model, not a curated record. Gene Ontology annotation, molecular function: protein binding; ATP binding; protein kinase activity. Gene Ontology annotation, cellular component: myosin complex. The transcript is spliced from 25 exons. Gene Ontology annotation, biological process: protein phosphorylation. Bases 256 to 4974 code for a protein of 1572 amino acids.